This is a messenger RNA of Aspergillus ibericus CBS 121593, 942 nucleotides long. RefSeq lists its product as uncharacterized. Lineage: Eukaryota; Fungi; Ascomycota; Eurotiomycetes; Eurotiales; Aspergillaceae. The record is from RefSeq and is a predicted model, not a curated record. Bases 82 to 942 code for a protein of 286 amino acids. The transcript has a single exon.
CAUUGGUCCCCCUACCCAUCUACACCUCACCUCCGACACCCAACACCCCCAGCACAUCCCACCAACUAACCGACACACACCAUGGCCGAAAUCCACCACGCCUCCACCACCCCCUACAUCCCCCUCUCCCUCACCCACCGCGGCCCCGGCCUCUCCUUCAAACACCUCUUCCUCGGCCCCGAAUCCACCCCCGAAAACUACCUCUUCAGUCUUGCCCACCAAUCCAUCUUCUACUCGCCCCGCCACAAACACAACUUCGAUCAAUUCCGCUUCGCGUAUAAGAACUCCGUUUCUAUUUCGCCCGAUAUUGUUCUCCAGGAGGGCGAGUUGUGUUAUCAUCCUGAGGGCGUGGAGUACGGACCGCAGGAUGAUCCGGAGGGGGGGAGAGAGGUGCUGGUGUUGCAGUUUGGGGGAGCCAGUGGGCAGGGAUAUUUGAGUUUUCGGGAGGUUGGGGUGGCGCAGGGGCGGUUGGGGGGGAGGGGGAGGUUUGAGGGGGGGAGGUUUUUUGAGAAUGCGGUUGCGGAUAAAGAGAAUGGGGGGGAAGGGGAAGGGAAGGAUGGGUAUCAGGCGCUUUGGGAGGAGAUGAUGGGACGGGAGUUGGUGUAUCCGGUUCCCCGGUAUGGGGGGCCCGUGGUGGUCAAGCCGGAGGGGUUUCGGUGGGUCAAGGUUAAGGAGGGGGAAGGGGCGUGGAGGAAGUGUUUGGGGGUGUUUUCGGAGAGGGAGACGAGGGUUGAGAUGGUGAAGUUGGAUGAGGGGGGGAGGGUGCAGGUCGAGGCGAGGGAUGCGAUUCAGUUGUUUUUUGUCUUGAAGGGGGAGGGCGUUGUUGGGGGGGAGAGUGUGAGGCAGGAGUCGGCGGUCAGGUUGCAGCCUGGGGUUGGGGCCGAGUUUGCGUCGGAGACGGGGUUGGAGGUUUUGAGGUUUGUGUUGCCGAUGUUGAGGUGA